AUGAGUAGUUCGGGGUGGCUGGAGUACGGGGUGGAGGGGUGGUUUCCUGCGCUGGAAGGUGGGGGUCCUGGUUAUACUCCUGAGGACACCUGGGGGGAUGUGUGCGUUUGUGUGCGUGUGCGCAUGCGCUUGUGCACACGUGCAGGCGUCCUCCUGGACAUCCAGCAGGACUUCGGGGUCAAGGACCGAGGAGCCGGGUUGCUGCAGUCAGUGUUCAUCUGCAGCUUCAUGGUGGCGGCCCCCAUCUUCGGCUACCUGGGCGACCGCUUCAACAGGAAGGUGAUCCUCAGCUGCGGCAUUUUCUUCUGGUCGGCAGUCACGUUCUCCAGCUCCUUCAUCUCCCAGCAGCACUUCUGGCUGCUGGUGGUGUCCCGGGGGCUGGUGGGCAUCGGGGAGGCCAGCUACUCCACCAUCGCGCCCACCAUCAUCGGCGAUCUCUUCACCAAGAACACACGCACGCUCAUGCUGUCCGUCUUCUACUUCGCCAUCCCGCUGGGCAGCGGCCUGGGCUACAUCACUGGCUCCAGCGUGAAGCAGGCAGCCGGAGACUGGCACUGGGCCUUGCGGGUGUCCCCUGUCGCGGGCAUGAUCACAGGAACGCUCAUCCUCGUCCUGGUCCCAGCCACGAAGAGAGGCCAUGCCGACCAGCUCGGGGGGCAGCUCAAGGCCCGGACCUCAUGGCUCCGAGACAUGAAGGCCCUGAUCCGCAACCGCAGCUACGUCUUCUCCUCCCUGGCCACGUCGGCCGUGUCCUUCGCCACAGGGGCCCUGGGCAUGUGGAUCCCGCUGUACCUGUACCGCGCCCAAGUCGUGCAGAAGACGGCAGAGGCGUGCAGCACCCCGCCCUGUGGGGCCAAGGACAGCCUCAUCUUCGGGGCCAUCACCUGCUUUACGGGCUUUCUGGGUGUGGUCACGGGGGCAGGAGCCACUCGCUGGUGCCGCCUGCGGACCCAGCGAGCCGACCCGCUGGUGUGUGCUGUGGGCAUGCUGGGCUCCGCCAUCUUCAUCUGCCUCAUCUUCGUGGCCGCCAAGAGCAGCAUCGUGGGGGCCUAUAUCUGCAUCUUUGUCGGGGAGACGCUGCUGUUUUCUAACUGGGCCAUCACUGCAGACAUCCUCAUGUACGUGGUCAUCCCCACCAGACGGGCUACCGCUGUGGCCCUGCAGAGCUUCACCUCUCACCUGCUGGGGGACGCUGGCAGCCCCUACCUCAUUGGCUUUAUCUCCGACCUGAUCCGCCAGAGCACCAAGGACUCCCCGCUCUGGGAGUUCCUGAGCCUGGGCUACGCCCUCAUGCUCUGCCCCUUCGUCGUGGUCCUGGGCGGCAUGUUCUUCCUAGCCACUGCCCUCUUCUUCCUCAGUGACCGUGCCAAGGCCGAGCAGCAGGCUGACGAGGUCCCUGCCCAGCACGUCCGGUCAACCGGCCCCCGUGACUCGAUGCGCCAGAGCAGUGCCCGGGCCCGGCCCCCGCUGAUGUGCCACCUUGACCCCUGCCCGUCUCUCCCCCAGGGCGAACGAGCUGGUGAUGCCACCCACAUCCAUGAAGGUCUGAGGCGGUGCCUCUGGAACUAUGAAGAAUGCUCGCUCCCACCUAGUCUGGGAAGUGUCCUUCAGCAUCCCAGUCCUGCUGGGCUGUCCAGCUUUCCACGGGACCCACGGCUGGGCGCCCAGCUCUGGUCUGGGACAGCCGAGUGGCCAUGGCUCCAAGAGGCCGUGUCCUCAACUAACCUGGAAGGCUGUGUGUGCUGGGGCCACGUGGUCAGACAGACCCCCAGCCCUGGGCUUGGACUGCAGGGCCGCUGGGACCCAGGGAGAAGACAGCCCCCAGUGAGUGUGUGGAGAGAGCCUGGCCUGUCACCAGCUUAUAUGAUCCUGGGCCAGUCCCUGACCUCCGCAGACCGCGGGGCCAGGGAGUCAGACUUUGCAGUGCAGCUGGCCGGGCAAGGCACCACCGGCAGCUUUGAAGACCCAGCAGCUCCCGGACAGCGCAGAGAGGUCGUGCAGGCCUCAGGGUGGCCCUUCAGGCUCUGAGGCUCCCUGGUGUGUGGGGACCGUAGCCUUUCAGCUGGGCCUCUGGACUCAACCUGGCAGAGCUGGGUAGCUGUCGCUGAGAACUUCCUAGAGGGCACUUGUCUCUGUGGCUUUGUCCGGGCUUAGCCUGGGUCCCUCAGGUGGGGACCACCCCAACAAGGAGCUGGCAUCACCAGGGGUGAAGGCCCUGGUGGUUGCUACAAGCCACCUGUGCCCCAGGCCUGAGAUCAUUGGGGUUGCCCACCACACAGGGCUCCUUGAAGCCCCUGGAAAACCUGUUCAUCUCCUGAACCCCCCACAGGAGCCAGACCACUCCUGUCCCACUCUGGACUCUUUCCAGGGGCAGGGCCCUGGGGGACCAUUCCCAGAACCCCUGGGGCAGUGGCCAGGGCUCUGACAGCCAGAGGAAGCAGCCUUCCACUCAGCUUCCUGACCCAGGGAGUAGCCUGGUGGAGGCUGACAUCCCAGAACCAUCUCCAUCAACAUCAGCUGCUGCUGCUCACAUGCAUUUCCACAGCCCACUACUGCCCCCAGCCACGGGCCACCCCUGUGGUCCUGUCUGCAUAUACCACCCCACCCUCAUAGCCACAUGCAGGGUGCAGCUGCCAAAUGUCACCCGAGCCCUGGUCCCCAGCGUGCAGCUUCUCACGUCUGCUCUGCUCCACUCCCUCCCUGCACAUGUGCUGGGGCCUAGUGGCCAGGAGCCCCUCUGAGCCAGCCUAGACAAUGCUCGCUGCCCUGUAGUUACUGGCCGGUGUGGCUUCAGUGGUGUGGAAGCUACUGGAAACCCCACUCCCUGCCAUGCUCUGGGGCACCCUGGGGGCCUAGCAAGGGGGGUGGGAUCCCCAAAGACCAGCCUGGCCUCCACCCCCACCCCAGCCUCAACUGGGGCCCCAGCAAUGUUUUCUUGUUGUACAAGAACCAGGUCCAAGUGUUGCCUCCUCUUCCUUCCGGAAGCCAAACUGCUCCUUUAUUUUUUAGAGCUGCUGAUUGUGAAUCUCAGAGUCUUAAGAGAAGCCAAAUAUAUUCCUCUUGUAAAUGAAGAAAUAAACCUAUUUAAAUCA
Molecule: messenger RNA, 3092 nt
Organism: Myotis brandtii (Brandt's bat)
Lineage: Eukaryota; Metazoa; Chordata; Mammalia; Chiroptera; Vespertilionidae
Gene: SPNS2
Product: spinster homolog 2 (Drosophila)
Exons: 14
Coding region: 1-2028 (675 amino acids)
Biological process (GO): lipid transport; transmembrane transport; sphingosine-1-phosphate receptor signaling pathway
Cellular component (GO): membrane
Molecular function (GO): transmembrane transporter activity; sphingolipid intramembrane carrier activity
Source: RefSeq, a predicted model, not a curated record